GGGUGGGCAGCCCGGCCUCCCCCUCGUGUCGCCCCGGUUCCCCGUGCCUCCGCUGCCGCCCGCCCGCACCCAAGAUGCUGUUUUGGCACACGCAGCCGGAGCACUACAACCAGCACUCCACCGGCAGCUACCUGCGAGAUGUCCUUGCGCUGCCGAUCUUCAAGCAGGAGGAACCGCAGCUAUCUCCUGAGAAUGAUGCCAAGCUGCCACCCUUUCAGUAUGUCCUCUGCACAGCCACAUCACCUGCUGUGAAACUGCAUGAGGAAACCCUGACCUAUCUCAACCAAGGUCAGUCUUAUGAAAUCCGUCUACUUGAGAAUAGGAAAUUGGGAGAGUUUCAAGAUUUAAACACAAAAUAUGUAAAGAGCAUAAUUCGUGUAGUUUUCCACGAUCGACGCCUGCAGUACACAGAGCAUCAGCAGCUGGAGGGCUGGAGGUGGAGUCGGCCAGGGGAUCGCAUCCUUGAUAUAGAUAUUCCGCUGUCAGUCGGUAUCUUGGAUCCCAGAGCCAGCCCAACCCAAUUGAACACUGUUGAAUUUCUGUGGGAUCCAUCAAAGAGAGCCUCAGCAUUUAUUCAGGUACAUUGCAUCAGCACAGAAUUUACCCCACGGAAACAUGGAGGAGAGAAAGGAGUGCCCUUCCGUGUGCAAAUCGAUACCUUUAAGCAGAAUGAAAAUGGUGAAUACACAGAACACUUGCAUUCUGCAAGCUGCCAGAUCAAAGUGUUCAAGCCUAAAGGAGCAGACAGAAAACAGAAGACUGACAGGGAAAAAAUGGAGAAGAAGACCACCCAAGAGAAGGAGAAGUAUCAGCCUUCCUAUGAGACGACUAUUCUCACAGAGUGCUCUCCCUGGCCAGAUGUGCCUUAUCAAAUGAACAAUGCUUCAUCUCCAAGCUACAACAGUUCUCCCAACAGCUUUAACCUUGGAGAUGGCAACAGUUCUCCAACCCACCAAGUGGAGCUCCUGCCUCCCAGCAAUGAUCACCUCCUUCCUUCUGCUUCUAUUCAAGAUGCCCAGCAGUGGCUUCAUCGUAAUAGGUUCUCUCCAUUCUGUAGACUCUUCUCAAGUUUUUCGGGUGCUGACUUACUGAAGAUGUCCAAAGAAGAUUUUGUUCAAAUCUGUGGGCCUGCUGAUGGAAUUCGGCUCUUUAAUGCAAUCAAAGGAAGAAAUGUAAGGCCCAAGAUGACAAUUUAUGUCUGUCAAGAGCCAGAGCAAAGCAGGUCCCAUCUCCACCAAAAACGAGAAAAUGGAGAUGGCAGUCUUUGUGUGUAUCAUGCAAUCUUCUUGGAAGAAUUGACCACGCUGGAGUUAAUGGAGAAGAUUGCAAACUUGUACAGCAUUUCUCCACAGCAGAUAAAUCGAAUCUAUCGGCAGGGACCCACAGGAAUCCAUGUAUUAGUGAGCAACGAAAUGGUACAAAACUUCCAAGAUGAAUCUUGUUUUGUUAUCAGCACAUUAAAAGCUGAAAGCAAUGAUGGCUACCACAUCAUUUUAAAAUGACCGUGCUGCACAAGAAAGACUUUAACAGCCUUAAAAUUUAGUGCCUCACUGAGAUUGCUACAACCUAGACUGGAAACGUGAAGAACCUUCUGGAUAAAAUGCUCCUAUGAACUAAGAAUUACCAAACAGCUUAAGGAAAAGUUGCUUUUACAGAUAUACAUUUUCUGGUGGUGUGAUUUUGUUGGGUUUUUUCUCUUUUUUUAGAGGGGGGGAGGAGAGGGGUUGUUUAUUUGGAGCUGAGAACAUCCUCAGAGCUCUCAUACAUGUUUCUUCCUCCCUCCCUUCCUCUUCAGUCUUAAAAAUUGUCAAGGUUUCUACUUCUUACUUAGAAACAUCUGCCUUGUACUAAAGGGAAAUGAAAGAUAAACAAAAAAACAAUUCUCUAGACCCACCAUGGCUGGAUGAAUUGAUUUAUUUACUGUUCUGAGUGCUCUCUUGCUUUCAACACACACCCUGUUGCUGAUGGAUGUAGGCUCUCUGGGGCUCCUCUUUUACUCUUUGAGGUGGAAGACUUGAGGCUACACCCUAAAACAGAUUGGGCAAUGCAGAGAUUUGGUGCCCAGAUUUGAUGCCCAGUCCUCACCCAAAGUGUCAACCCUAAAAAGCCUGCUCUUGGCUCCUCUCCACCUGUAGAUGUGCUCAAAGUCCUGAGACCUUGGUCUCUUCUGACAGAGCUUCUGUAAUACCCAUGCAGAGUUCAAGGGAGGACAGACAACCUGAGGCUGGCAGUUCACUGCCAUAUUGUAGCUUUAGCUUUGGAAUAGUCUCCUUGCAUGGAGUAUAUAAAGGCUUUCUGAGGAUAUAUUUUGGACGUUGAAGGUUGUAGAGCUCAUGACAUUCACAUCAUACUCUACAAAGCAUUGAUUAAUUUCUAUCUUUACUAUAACUGGGUUUUAUAGUCUUGAAUGAUUUUUUUCCCCCUCUUGUUACUAAGUAAAACUGAGUUUUGAUUGAGUCCAGGUAACAGAUCAUCUUAGUUGCUGUUUCUAUAUUCUUCUUGCUUUACUCUUGACUCUUGUUUCAAACAUUUGCAACUAUGGUCAACUCCACCCUCCCUUGGUCUUUUAGGACUCCAUCCAGACUCAACUAAGCUGAAAAAGUGUCUUCCACUGAUGUCAAAGGCAAACUGUGUCACACCCUUCUUGCGUGAAUGGAGUAAUUUAGCUUUUGGCAGCUGAUUAGUAAGGCUGUUUCCCAAACUGAAUGCCCAUAUAGCAUGAAAUUCUGAUACCUGAACGUUUGAUUUCAUUCUGAAUUGAGAUGGAAAGCUGAAAUACCCCACAUUUUCCUGGAAGUUUUUUUAAAAAAGAGAACUUGUUGACUGGAAAACACUGAAUAAAAUGUUCUAGCCUUUUGAAAUGGAAAUGUUUAAUUAAAUCCAUUUGGCCCUUAAAGCAGAAUCAGUUUGAGCUACUGUUGCAGACCUCAGAAAUUACCAUCCAAGUGCCUUGUGUGCUUGUGUCUCCCUUGAGACCGAGCUCUUUGGAUGGGUUACAGAUCCCAUGAUGCUUUUCCCAUGGAUUAGUCAAAGGGGGAAUGCGUCAUGAAGGCUGGAGGGGUGCCCAGGAGCCCAGCCUUCUGGGAAAGAGGGGGACAUGGAGCCUGUGAAUUACAGCUCCCAUCUGACACCAGAGGAAUUCGGACAGACACGGACUGAUAUUUGUCUGACAAAAAUGUUAUGUUUCAAGUUUUCCCAACAGAAAUAGCAAAAUACUGAGGAAAACAACAAACCAACCUUUUUUUUCAUUUAAAGCAUCAGGUUUUGAGCAAAAAAGCCUACCCAUCCCCACCAAUUUACUAGAAUAAGAAAGUGGUGUUACAAUGCCUUUAGCCAGCUCAGAUAGUUGAGUAACUGUCUGCUUAGGCACCAUCUUGCUCAAGUGGCUGUUCUGCAUACUCCAUGGAUUAGUGCUCCUCCAGAAGGGAUGCCCAGGCUUUGGGACAUGGUGGUGGUUCUCCCUGAACUGAAGUAGCUCUAGAUGCUUCUUGGUCGAGCACCAGACUGCAUAGGUGAGGAGGUUGUAAGUGGUGUCUUGACAGAAAGAGGAGGUCAGAUGGAGAGGCCAGGGGAAGCUUUGAGAGAAGAAAUGCCUUCAUGGAGGAUGGCAAACACCAUCUUUUUGAGAGGAAAGUGUGAUGCAUGUCAAGGUUGACACUGCCAUGUUAUCCGUGUCACCUCCCUGGCUUUGCAGCCUGCUCUGCACUGCUGUGCAUGUGGAACUGGGGAUCCCCUGGCCCUAGGUUCUCAGACAUCCAGGUUGUGGCCACAAGUUACAGCUGCCUUUGAAAACAGGACAUCAAUUCCAGCUGUUUCUUUGAACAGCUGGGACCAGCAUGCCCCUGUGUACUGGCAGCUGUUUGGUUUCUUUUGUGGAAGGUGCUUUGGAAGAUGUAUGCUGGCUAUGCUUUUUCAUCCUGUUUUGUAAUACUGGCCCAAUAUAUGGCAUGGUUGUUAAUGAUAUGCAACUCGGGAAGGUGAAUCUGACCUGAUGAAGGGGGUUUAAAUAAAAACCUUAGAGUUGCUAUGAGUGUAGCUGUUACUGUAGCCACUUAGAUUUGUAAUUCAGGGGACAGCAAUACUGAAACAGAGCAGUGUGAAGAAAACAUAGAGGUAGUGUUGCUCCCAGACUUUGGGACCGAGAACCAUUUGCUUAUUUAAACAAAAAUAUGUUCUUGAUGACUUUAAAAACAAAUUUUGCCUAUAAGGUAUUAGAUGAAAAAGUCCUCAUAAUCAUAGAAUCACAGAAUGGUAGGGGUUGGAAGGGACUUUUAGACAUCAUCAGUCCAACCCCCUGCAGAAGCAGGUUCAUCUAGGUCAGGUCGCAUAGGAAUGUGUCCAGGCAAAUCGUGUUUCAGUAGCAUUGGACUGAUUAAUUUUGAACAGAAAAUAACUCUGUUAGGGCCUUGUUAGACUUAGAUUUUUAAAAAUAAAACAAUUUUACACUGAUAGAGGGGUGAAUUUGACAAUAUAUCUUGUUCCACUUUCCAUGCUGUCAGAAGGUAUACCAGAGCUAACAAUCUCAUGGAUUAUGAAUGUCCUACUGUGUGGGCCCUACUAUUUUAUCUGUGUUGGCCUGUUUGUAAAGCAUUACAACCUCAAUGUGUGAUUAAGGCCUAUACUUAGUUAACAGAGUGGUUCUAAUCCAUAUUGAACCUUUGUAGUCCCAGCAGAAGUUUGGGAGUAUUGUCAUCAGGUAACAUACAUGCCCAUGAAGACAUGGGACAGGUAGUUUGGUGUCUAGGAGAAUGUCAGGUGUCUUCAGCUUAGAACCACAGAGUAUCUCGAGUUGCAUGAGACCUAGAAGAUCAUUGAAUCCAACUCCCUGUACCUCACAAGACUGCCUAAAACUAACCCAUGUGACCAAGAGCACCAUCCCAGUGCUUCUUGAACUCUGACAGGCUUGGUGCCGUGACCGCUUCUCUGGGGAGCCUGUUCCAUGACUGACCACCCUCUGCAUGGAGAGCCUUUUCCUAAUGCCCAGCCUGAACUUGCCCUGGUGCAGCUUCAUUCUAUUCCCUUGUACCUUAUCACUGAUCACCAGAGAGAGGAGAUCAGUGCCUCCCAGUCUGCUGCCCUCCCCCAAGGAAGGUGUAGACUGUGAUGCAUCUGAGGGUGUUAGGAAAGCAGGUUACAUCCUUUGCCUUUGUUGCAUGAUGCUGUGUAACCAACUGGUUGUUGUACGUUAGCAAAGGGGCCAUGAGCGUUCAUGGCUGAAUUGCCAGUGCAAGUGGUCAGAGCAAUGUUGGUGUGAGAUUAGACUGUCAAUGAACCUUCCCCUCUGCCUCCCAAAAACAUAAAAACAAACCCUUGCCCUGUUGAAGUUGGUGAGUUUGUCCAUGUGAGAACCAAGCAAAGCCUUCAGGGUUUUAGUGGCUUGUGUUAGGAGAGAAAAUUGUCUGAUGUGUGAAAGUGGCAGGUGAUCUUAGACUCUCCCUGUGGCUACAGAGGGCCAGUUGCCCCUGGAGAGACUUAUUUGCCCAGUUUGGGGCUGUGACAGCCUCCAGAAAGAAGCUUUUGUUUCCUCAAGACUGCAGGAAGCACAAAAGAUUAAUCUGGCCAGGUUACCUAAGUUCCAGAUAGGUUAAAGGUAAGGGAGAAGAGUAGCUCCCUCUCAUUGAAGUAUCCAAAAGGGUUUUGUGUUAACUUAGCUCUUAAGUGCCUGUUACUUUGUUGUUGUUGUUGCUGCUCCUGUUUCUUUUCUUUUUUUGUAAAGUAUCAGAUGAAACCUUCUGCUCAAAGUGAUUUAAAUGUGACUUCUUUUCUUUCAUUUUUAUAUGUGACAUUUGUACAGCAGAUCUUUGUAAGGUCUGGAUUUUUGGAUUACAAUGACUAGUUUAGUAUCCCCCAACUGUCCAGCUCUUAGGUUUUGUGUAUGGUAACAGCCAGUACGAGUAGAAGUGGGCUUGCCUGGGGAUGAAAAGGCAGAACUGUUACAUGAGUAAAACAAAUAUGACUCCAGCUGAUGGUUUAUACUGCAAAGUAUAAACCUGGGGUUUGCAUUGGAUCCAUACUGGCAGUUUGAAAUCAUUUCAUAAGUUGUGGCUUUUUCUCUGACAAUUGACUAGAUUGAUACAGAUCAGUUAGAAGAACUCUGGUGAUGGUCUGAGAACUCACAGAACCGCCCAUGAUACACAACUGCAGAGCAGGGAAGGGGCAAAACAUCUGGUGACAGAAGUUUAUUCCAUCUGCCUGAGGUGGUAGGACUGGUGGUGUUAAAAUGAAAGCUCCUGUUUGUUCAGCUGGCCCUGCUUGGUUAAUUGGCCAAAAUAGAUAUAAUUGAAUCUGGAAAAUACUGAAGUUCUCAUUGUCUUGGUGUGAAAUUUAAUGGGCUGAAAUUUCAAGACUUGGAGGUGGUUAAAGGAUUCUUGCAGUUGAGAAGUCCUGAAUGGCACUCUCCUUAUGUAACAUAUACAUAUUUAUGCAUAUAUAUAUAUACACACAUACAUACUGUUCUGUAUCAACACAUAUAUGUGCUGAGUACUUGUGUUCUUUGGCUUCAACUGGUACUCUGCUUUGUUUAAUUACAGUUCAAUGUAAAAGACUCUGGUUGAUCAAGCUUUGAAAUCCAGUCAUUCACUGGGUAGAAAUCUAAGAGUCCACAACACUAGAUUGGACAUGGCACACUUGCAGUGAUAUAAAUGUGGUGAAUUUCUGCAAUAUAAAUCCCAGGCCUUGGUGAAGAAAAGCAUAUUCUUGCACUAACACUGCAGUUCUAUAUUGCAGCUUCUGAAAAUUAGUUUAAAGAGAAAUAGAUUGCCCAAUGCUUUGUAAACUAAGAAGAGCUACUCCCUAAGCAGAGCAACCCUACCAUGACUUUCCUAGCUCAAUGUUGUAUUGCUUAAGCAUUGGCUGUAACUCUAACAAUCGUCUGGUGGAUGACUGCGACAGGUUUGGGGUUUUUUUAAUCUGUUUCUGGUUUUGACUGUUCUCAAAGAAAUGCUUGUGUUCAGUCUGUAGCUUCUUUUUCUUCUCCAGUUGUGGAAUGGUUUAGCUUUAUGCUACUAAUAGAAAUAUUUUUCUUAAGGUUAUAAGUCUGUUUGACAGCACAGGGUACUCAAAGUGGGGAGUAUUUGGCCUUGGUCAUCACUACUGUGGGUGAAUAUGAGAAGGCAGACUGGAGGGCUAUCUUAACAUCCUUGCCUCUCUAUAACAAAUGGGUUAGGCUGGUGCCUAUUUUUUUUGUGCAUUUCUGAUUUGUACUUUGGUUUGGGUUGGUUUUUUUUUUUUGCCAUUCCUUCAAAAUUCUUCUGCUCCCUGGGAGGGAUACAUUGGUGAGCAGCUGGUGUCUCCAACUUUAAGUAGCCUGCUGUUGUCCUGGUUUCCUUGGGAUGAGUGUUUAUCUUUCAAUGGGCUUAGGGGAGUUACCUCUCUUCACUGACAAUGCAGCCAAUUGAGACAGGCAAUGCUGACCAUGGAGUCAGCGUGACAGGCAAGUGGAGGAGGGUUGGUUGGAGGCUGAGGUGUACCACUUGUGAGUGAAUACUGCCACACUCUUUGUCUUUUCAUUUGUUGGUUUUUGGGUUUGGUUUGGUUUUUUUUUUUGUACAUGAAUAAAAAGAAAAAGCAUAUUUUGC
Messenger RNA from Colius striatus (speckled mousebird), 7577 nucleotides. It is a transcript of the gene TFCP2L1, whose product is annotated as transcription factor CP2 like 1. Bases 75 to 1502 code for a protein of 475 amino acids. Gene Ontology annotation, molecular function: DNA-binding transcription activator activity, RNA polymerase II-specific; RNA polymerase II cis-regulatory region sequence-specific DNA binding. Gene Ontology annotation, cellular component: nucleus. Gene Ontology annotation, biological process: regulation of transcription by RNA polymerase II. The record is from RefSeq and is a predicted model, not a curated record. Lineage: Eukaryota; Metazoa; Chordata; Aves; Coliiformes; Coliidae. The transcript is spliced from 15 exons.